This is a messenger RNA of Neoarthrinium moseri, 873 nucleotides long. RefSeq lists its product as uncharacterized. Lineage: Eukaryota; Fungi; Ascomycota; Sordariomycetes; Amphisphaeriales; Apiosporaceae. The transcript has 5 exons. The coding region runs from base 1 to 873 and encodes 290 amino acids. The record is from RefSeq and is a predicted model, not a curated record. Gene Ontology annotation, biological process: mycotoxin biosynthetic process.
AUGAAACCUAUUUCAGGGGAUUCGCGUGGUCAUUAUGAUCCGUUGCAAGACACAAUUCAUGAUGAAGAGGAGAGCCCCAUGCUGGAUAUCAACGAACAACUAGCCAAUAGUCAAUCGAGCUUGGCUUCUACAAAACGAAGGGCUCUGACCAUAGCAGUCUUCACUGCCUCAAACAUUCUGAGUAUGAUCGGCGGGGGCAUUAUGGGGCGCUGGGCUACUUGCCCUUCCAUCACUCACUAUGCAUCUAGCACAGGUCUGGAAUCAUUGGUAUUUGAAGAGGCUGCUAUUCAACGUAGCACCAAAUUCUUUGAUACCAAGUUUUUCGGCGACUUCGAAGAUAACAUUUAUCGGCAAGAAGCGUCCCCUGAGACUGAUGACGCGUGGGGAAAACUGAUCAACUACGAGCAAUCGGACUACAUCAUUCCGUACGAAGAGGGCAUUCGGAGCGGACUCACUGAUCGUCACAUGCGAGUUAGUGAAAAAUAUGGUGGAGGUUUUGUUGCAUCGACUGAAGGAGGACACAAUUUGCACUGUCUGAAUUUUCUCCGGAAGGCACUUUGGUACAACUUUAACUACUACGAACCGCAAGUACUUGAUUUGCGGAGGCUCCCGAAGCACCACUUAACUCAUUGCUUGGAGAUCUUACGCCUUGGUUUAAUGUGCAACUAUGACACAAAAUGGCUCGGCUAUGUCUGGUACAACAAGUCGCACCCGUUACCCUUUCCAGAUAUGACCGGUGGUCACAUGUGCAAGGACUUUGAUGCCAUUCAGAGACGUCUCUCGGCCUAUCCAAAUAAACCUGGCCGAGACGAACCUGAUGGAUUUUAUACCCCUCCGCCGGACUCAGAGUACAUUCUGGAAGGAAUCCCGUAA